AUGCAGAAGUCGACACUGGGUCAUCUACUUGCGCUGGACCGGACUCCCGGCCUUGGUCGCGCGAGAAAAAUGGACGAGGCAAGACAAACGGUAGAUGAUCUGACCCGGCAUUUGCAUCGGGAGUUGAAUAUAAGUCACGAAGCAAACCCUUCGGAAGUUUGGAACUCUGCAAUCGCCGUGCGCAAUACUAGGAUUGAAGCUCGAAGAGCCCCCUUGGCAACAAGUCUGGAAAAGUUGGCUUUCGCAUUAGAAACUGCAGAAACACUGGUUUCGGAAGCUACAUUAUAUGGCACCAUUUACAUGACAGCAGUCGAUAUGAUGAGAGUUAUGCAAGAGACAAGAGGGUUUCUUCAGCUAUUAGCUAAAAUCGUUAAAGACAAAAAUUACACCAGUGAAAUGCCAUUACCACCAGCAGGACAAAAUGGGCGCUCUAUUGGAAUAAACUCUCCACGCUCUCCCUUCUCUUCCGGGUGGGCAAAUAAUGUGUACAAUACAGCUGGUUCUAGACAACCUGGAUUAGGCGAGCCGCGAUUUGUUGCAUCAGGAAGCGAAUUGAGUCUCACUGCUGGGCAGCACACUCAGUUGGGGCAUACUACAGAGAAUACUGACCCAAAUUGGACCUUUCCACGGGCUGAAGCUUUGAAGAAAAAGAUUGAAGCUUCACAGCAACAUAAAAAGAGGAAGAUAGGAUAA
Molecule: messenger RNA, 693 nt
Organism: Pseudogymnoascus destructans
Lineage: Eukaryota; Fungi; Ascomycota; Leotiomycetes; Thelebolales; Thelebolaceae
Exons: 1
Coding region: 1-693 (230 amino acids)
Source: RefSeq, a predicted model, not a curated record